CGAACUACCGCCUUUGCCCGGCCUUGACAGUCUGGUGCUGCAGUGGACCAAUCAGCGGCGAGCUGAGCUUCACACGAACAACAGUGCAGUUCGAGAUGGCGCCCAGCUCGAAAUCCGAAAAGAAGGAUGGCAAGCAGAAACCUCAGAGAAAACACAAGGACCAUAUUGUAAAGCUCCUCGUACGAGGGAAGAUUACUGGGCAGUUAUCUCAGCCUCUGUUUAGGCAGCUCCCACCUCGAGUGUGUGUCCCAUUAAAGAACAUUGUCAGCGAGGAGUUCCUCAGGGCAGGGCACAUUUUUCUCGGCUUCACCAAGUGCGGACGUUAUGUUCUGUCCUACACCAGGGACUGUGGAGAGGACGAUGAUUUCUCUUUCUACAACUACCAUCUCUAUUGGUGGGAGUUCAAUCUGCACAGCAGACUCAAACAGGUCCAAUAUGUGCGACUGUUUGCAGGCGAGGAAAUCUACAAUGACCUCUACCUCAUGGUGUGUGGGUGGCCAAAUGACCAAUCCAAAAUUGUCAUCUUCGGCUUUAACUCUCUCCUUAUGAACCUUAUGAGUGCUGAGAACUACAGAGAUAUCUACUUAACCAUCGUCUCCAUGCCUUCUCCUAAACCUUGCCCUGACUGCUGCAGACUACCCUCAACCAUGUCCAUACGCAACGGGAGUGGCGAGUGUUUGGAGCACGGCUAUGUCCUCAACAGCAGGUGCCAGGUGGUGUACCCGUUUCCCACUUUCCAACCUGCUUUCCAGCUGAAAAAGGACCAGGUCAUCCUGUUGAAUACUAGUUACUCUCUGGUGGCUUGCAGCAUCUCAGUCUGCCCAGGGAAACAAGGUGAAUUGUCCCAGAUUCUCUACACCAAGAGAGCACCUUUGUCCCAUCAGCCGUCCUCGUCUUCCUCCUCCACUAUCUCAGCCUCCUUACUGCCUCAGGGCUCUCCUGACAGCCGAUCACAACCGAGCAGGGUGGCCCCGCUUACCUCAUCUCCCAGCCAAUCGCAAGCGGUGCUGCGAGCCAGAGAGUUUGCAGCCGACCUCUUUCGACGGGCCCAUGGAGGAUUUUGUGUGGGUGACAAAGAAGCAGCGCGGAAACCAGGAGAGCCGCAAAUAAGCAUCCAGCACGAGGAACAGGAUUGUCAAAAGAGGACGCAGGAAGAAACACAAACUACUUUGCCACAAACAUCUGGACAUAGUUUGGUUCACUUAUCUGAACAUGUGAUGUCUCCUGCUGCGUCCUCAUCACCGUCAUCCCCUAUAGCGCCAUCCACAUCCCAGGAGGCAGAGCCUAGUGAGCCUGGUUAUGUCAACUAUUCCCGUCUGCACUAUUGCCACCAACAGCCUGGCUCCUUAGAGCAAAAUACAGGAGCUGCAGCAGGCUAUGAGGACGAUAAAGUACAACUGCCUUUCACGGUGACAGAUCUUAAAGGACGCAGCCUGCAGCUGGUCAGCGAGCCACACAAUGGACAGAGUGUGUGUGUGGAGCAGUUGACGCUGGACUUUGAGUAUCUUAUUAACGAGGUGAUCAGGAGAGAUGCUGCCUGGGCUCCUCGGUUCUGCUCUUUCAGCGACUACGAUGUGGUCAUCUUAGAGGUAUGUCCAGAGACCAACUUGGUCAUGAUUAGCAUCGGCCUGCUGCUACUUGCCUUCCCUCCGUCAGAACAGUGCAGGCCCAACACCUACCACUCCAACCUGCAUGUCAGUUGGGACCUUAACACAGGUGUGUGUUGCACUGUGGGAGUUGGUGACCUCGCAGAGAUCAAGGGUCAGACCACCGGGGGUGUGUGGAGCUCUUACAGGAAGUCCUGUGUGAACACGCUCAUGAAGUGGAUGGUGCCUGAGAGCGGCUCUCGCAGCAUCAACAGAAUGACCAACGAAGGAGUACACAGUGGAUCUUCUCGUCAGGUGUUAGCAGACAGUGACAGAUGCACUUGGAUCGUUUUGCGAUAACGUCACAAAAAACAGACAAGGAAAGGAAAUCUGAAGGGUGAGCACCAUCCUUAACUAAAAUGGACUAGAACUGCACUGUGAUCACACAAACAUCAAAACUGAACUGGAAGUUUGUACAUAAUUACAUUUGACACUUUUCGUUAUUUGUGUCAUGUUUUUUUUGUUGUAACGACAAUAAGCACGAGCUGGACUGAACAAAUUAUUAUUAGUUGGAUGUCUUUUUUAAUACGUGACUGUACUUGAAAUGUUUUGAUGUAAUAAUGCACCUGUUUAGAUUGUUAGCUCCAAGUGGUUGUCACUUUUGUGGUGGAACCAACAUUGUGUUGACUCAUAAAGAUGCAAUAUUUCUAAAAAAAGAAGUACUAAGUGAACCUGCGUGACUCAAUGUGUGUGAGCAUCAUAUGUCACUGGCAAAGAAUGAAGAAUGUUAAAAGAUAUUUUGCCAAAA
This is a messenger RNA of Entelurus aequoreus (snake pipefish), 2394 nucleotides long. RefSeq names its product DDB1- and CUL4-associated factor 15-like. Bases 96 to 1946 code for a protein of 616 amino acids. NCBI's taxonomy places the organism in Eukaryota, Metazoa, Chordata, Actinopteri, Syngnathiformes, Syngnathidae. Gene Ontology annotation, biological process: protein ubiquitination. The record is from RefSeq and is a predicted model, not a curated record. The transcript is spliced from 13 exons. Gene Ontology annotation, cellular component: Cul4-RING E3 ubiquitin ligase complex.